Messenger RNA from Phoenix dactylifera (date palm), 830 nucleotides. RefSeq names its product DUF4228 domain protein. The record is from RefSeq and is a predicted model, not a curated record. Lineage: Eukaryota; Viridiplantae; Streptophyta; Magnoliopsida; Arecales; Arecaceae.
CUCUCCAUGUAGCCUUAUAUCAGCAUCCACUUGCCUUCUUCCCUCUUCUUAUAACCUUCAUCUUCUCAUGUCAACACUCACCAGCUUUCACAGACAAGCAAGUCUAUUGCUUGGAAACGUAUAGAAAACCUCCCUCCCUGUCACUCAUGGGGAACGCCACAUCAUGCACACCUUAUGCUGUUCCAACAGGAUCCAUCAAGGUCAUUGAUAGCAACGGUGGAGUUGAAGAGUACAUGCACACAGUGAGAGCAGCCGAGCUCAUGGUAGAGAACCCGGGUCAAUUUGUGUGCGACUCAAACUACCUCAAAGUGGGAUACCGAAUCCCCGGUCUUGUGGCCGACGAGGAGCUCGAGCCGCACCGCCUCUACUUCCUUCUGCCCAUGGAUAUGCUCUACUCUGUGCUCGCCGAGGAGGAGGUGGCCUCACUCUCAUGCAAGGCAUCAAAAGCAAUGAGGAAGCGUGGAAGGUCUAAGAACAUUGGAAGAAGAAUCCUUCCUGUCCUCAGUGAAUUCUGCUUGUUCCCUACAGAAGACAAGCCGGUGGCAGAGCGAACGAGGAGUGUCAACAAAAUGUGUGGGAGGAUGUCGAAGGAGCGGUCUUGGACGCCGGCACUGGACACCAUUGAGGAGGUUCCAUGAAUGAAGUGAUGCGGAAGUGUUGGUAUUGCAAUGAAUGGAGUGUUUUAUAUCCUGUUUUCCAAGAAUUCCUGUGAGAUUUUUUAUUUCCAAUGAGGAGUUUUAUUAGUCUAUAUAUGUAAUCUUGAAACUUAACUAACAUUUUCCUGGCUUCAUUUGACUAAGUAUAUAAAGAAGUGUUCCACUGUUGUAAAA